CGCCCGCCAGGCGCCGCCGCAGGGCAGCCGCCGUCGGCCAAACGCGGCCUCGCGCCUCCCCUUUAAGGAGUGUUGUGGUGACGUCACCGGGCCGGCUGCGGCUGCCGCUCGAGCGCAGGCCGCGCCGCCGCCGCCGCCGCCGCGCGCCAGACGCCGCCGCCGCCGCCGCCAUGCCCUCGGACCGGCCCUUCAAGCAGCGCCGCACCUUCGUGGAUCGUUGUAGAGAAGUGCAGCAGAUCCGAGAACAGCAUCCAAACAAAAUCCCGGCUCGCUUUGUCCUGGAUGGACUUUUCAGAAGGCAUCUAGGGGAAGAGCUUCCCCCAAGACCCCUUGCACCUCUCCUUUGUCUGGGAACUGUCUGUGAGGUCAUCAUUGAACGCUACAAAGGCGAGAAGCAGCUGCCAGUGCUGGACAAGACCAAGUUUCUUGUCCCAGACCAUGUCAACAUGAGUGAAUUGGUCAAAAUAAUCCGGCGUCGCUUGCAGCUGAAUCCCACCCAGGCAUUCUUCCUGCUGGUGAACCAGCACAGCAUGGUGAGUGUGUCUACCCCCAUCUCGGAGAUCUAUGAGCAGGAGAAGGACGAGGAUGGCUUCCUCUACAUGGUCUAUGCCUCACAGGAGACCUUUGGCUACUGAGCCCUUGUAAGAGAUGGCAUGCGGAGAUGGACGAACUGUGGUGCACAGGCCCCUAGCCUUGGAAGAUGAUGCAACCAGAGGCUCGCAAGAGGGGGACUGUGCUGGCUCCCUUCAUCAUUACCCCAUCAUCAAAAAGGCUCAUGGUGUGUGUUGGACUUGCACAACCCUUUGCCUCUCUGUGUAGAUUAGUCUCAUUUCUUCCUCGACCCCCUACACGCGCAUUUACCUACACACAUCCAUGCGUGCACACCAAGCCUCAGCUUCCUGUCCCAUUCCCUCAGUGUAACUUUCAGCUGCUCUCCGUGUGUUGUGUAUGUGUGUGUAUUUCUAGCUUACUGCCAAAACAGUUCAGCUGGUGAUGGGGAGAGGAAAGGGCAGUAUCACCUUGGCUUUCAGUACAGGGAGAGCUGCCUCCCCCUCCAAGACACUAACAAAAGGCAGGAAGUCUGCAAAAACAGCAAACAAAUGUUAUCAUUGCUCCUGAGUUUUAAUUGAUUUUAAUUACACGCGUAUCAGAUUCUUGGUGCUACUGAGUAGAUGUAGGCAUCUUUAUAGGACUGUGGAUAAUGUAUAUCCUUUAGAUUUAUUUUAUUUUAUUUUGAGGGAUGGGUCGGAAUGGGGAGAUGGGGUAAUCUUGUUUUCUGUCGGUAAGACAGGCUUUAUUGCACUUUAAAGCAUAGUAGAUGUGAGAGUGGAAUUUACUCUUAAUUUAUAUGUUUGCCAUAUAUAGUGCUGCUCCUCUGUUGACAGUUGUACCUAGAUUUUUUUUCUUUUGUUAAUAAAAUUGACUUCCCUUCUCUGUC
Messenger RNA from Dromaius novaehollandiae (emu), 1438 nucleotides. It is a transcript of the gene MAP1LC3A, whose product is annotated as microtubule associated protein 1 light chain 3 alpha. The record is from RefSeq and is a predicted model, not a curated record. The transcript has 5 exons. Lineage: Eukaryota; Metazoa; Chordata; Aves; Casuariiformes; Dromaiidae. Gene Ontology annotation, biological process: macroautophagy; autophagy of mitochondrion; cellular response to nitrogen starvation. Bases 171 to 635 code for a protein of 154 amino acids. Gene Ontology annotation, molecular function: ubiquitin protein ligase binding; microtubule binding. Gene Ontology annotation, cellular component: autophagosome membrane; autophagosome; cytosol.